GAGCUAGAAAACCAGUUGUAAAAAAUACUGUUGACGUGAGUCGUUGACGGAAUACGAAAAGCGAAGUUGAUGUUGAGUUGAACUUGAAUUUGGAUUUCAGUUUGUGGUUUAUGGUAUGCGGCUCAGUUUUAAUUUUAGUGUAAUAAAACGUCUCCUAAAUAAUAAUUAUUGUUAAUUCGAGUAAAUAUUGGUGUAGUGAGAGACAAACUUGUGGUGUAGAUAAAAGUUACGGGAGGAAAUGAAGACCAAAUGUAAAAAAGACGACAAUGACACUGAGGCUCGUCCAGAAAAGCCCGCCUUGGGCAGCCGGCCGCCACCCCCAGCAGCUAUCGUGCCCAAAUCCGUCGACGGGCCAAGACCCCCCGGGUGGAAUGGCCAGCCGCGAAGACACGGCUCCAGUCGGUUCAGUGUUCACAAUCACAACCAAGAGCUGGUCAAGUUGCCACCUAUUAAAGAUGCACCGCCAGCGGAGAGGGAGCAGUUGUUCGUACAGAAGCUGCGACAAUGCUGCUUGCUGUUCGACUUCGCGGACGAGCCCCUGUCCGACCUCAAAUGGAAGGAGGUCAAACGGGCCGCGCUGCUCGAGAUGGUCGAGUACGUGACCACACAGCAGGAGGUCAUCACAGAUGCUAUAUACCCUGAGGCGGUCAAUAUGUUCGCAAUCAACUUGUUCCGAACAUUGCCGCCAUCGUCAAACCCAAAUGGUGCCGAGUUCGACCCUGAAGAAGACGAGCCGACGCUGGAAGCCGCCUGGCCUCACCUCCAGCUGGUGUACGAGCUCUUCCUCAGACUUCUGGAGUCGCCGGAGUUCCAGCCCAACAUUGCCAAGAAAUAUAUCGAUCAAAAAUUCGUUUUACAAUUACUAGAGUUAUUCGAUACAGAAGACCCACGGGAACGUGAUUUUCUAAAAACAACCCUACACAGGAUAUACGGGAAAUUUCUAGUACUACGGGCCUACAUUAGGAAACAAAUCAAUAAUGUAUUCUAUAAGUUCAUAUACGAGACAGAACACCACAACGGCAUCGCGGAGCUGUUGGAGAUUCUAGGUUCUAUCAUCAAUGGCUUCGCGUUGCCCUUGAAGGAGGAACACAAACUAUUUCUACUUAAGGUGCUACUACCGCUACACAAGGCCAAGUCCCUGUCAGUGUACCAUCCACAGCUUGCGUACUGUGUGGUGCAGUUCCUCGAGAAGGAUCCUUCAUUAACGCAGCCUGUCAUCAGGGCUCUAUUAAAAUACUGGCCGAAGACCCACUCGCCCAAAGAGGUCAUGUUCCUCAACGAGAUGGAGGAAAUACUGGACGUGAUCGAACCAGCAGAGUUCCAGAAGAUCAUGGACCCGCUCUUUAGACAACUGGCCCAGUGCGUCUCGAGUCCACAUUUCCAGGUGGCAGAACGGGCGCUAUACUACUGGAACAACGAGUACAUAAUGUCGCUAAUAUCCGACAACGCGACACACAUCCUGCCGAUCAUGUUCCCGUCACUAUACUGCAACACUAAGACGCACUGGAACAAGACCAUCCACGGGCUGGUGUACAACGCGCUCAAACUGUUCAUGGAGAUGAAUCAGAAGCUGUUCGACGAGUGCACGCAACUCUACAAACAAGAGAAACAGAAAGAAUGGGAACGGUUACUACAAAGGGAGGAGAUAUGGCAGAAAUUGGAGGCGCGCGCGGCCGCCAACCCCGCGAGCCGCACAGUGCUGCGACCGUCUGAGAAACUUCCGGAACUGUCGCCCAAUGAUAUGACGCUGCCGAGGUUGGACUCUGAAACUAUCGAGGCGCGGAAGCAAAGCUACAACGCAAGCAAACCUCUACUGAGGAAGAAAUCCGAACUUCCCGCCGACACGUCAACAGUUAAAGCGCUCAUUGAGCACAAGCGAGCGGACCCGUACCUGGCCACCCCGCCCGACGCCGACUGCUAGCGGGCGCUGCGGCCUCGCACCGCGCACGCGAGUCUCGCCCUUAACACGUACCAGUAUGAACUAGAUUCUUGUGCCACUUACUGAUAUCAAGUCUGACUCUUCGAGCACAAGCGAGCAAACCCGUACCUUGAGAGCUAUUCUGGAACGAUGUUUUGUAUAAUUCGCAAGUCACCUCUGUCUUUCUCUUUCUAUAAUAUCGUGUUAGACAGAGAGAGAAAGAGAUGAAUUCGAAACUCGGACUUGCGAGUUGUGCUAAAUGUCACAGAAUAGCCGCCCUGGUCACAGAUUGCUAGCGGGCACUGCUACCUCGCACGUUGCACGCGAGUCUCGCCCUUAACACGGACCAGUAUGAACUAGUUUCCUGUGCCACUUACUGAUAUUAAGUCUGACUCUUUGAGCACAAGCGAGCAAACCCGUACCUGGAGAACUAUUCUGGAACGAUGUUUUGUAUAAUUCGCAAGUCACCUCUGUCUUUCUCUUUCUAUAUUAUCGUGUUAGACAGAGAGAAAGAGAUGAAUUCGAAACUCUGACUUGCGAGUUGUGCAAAGUAACAGAAUAGCCGCCCUGGUCACUCCUUGCAACGCGGAUUGCUCCCGGGUACUGCGGCCUUGCACCGCGCACGCGAGUCACGCCCUAAACACGUGCCAGUAUGAACUAGUUUCCUGUGCCGAUUACAGAUAUCAAGUCUCUCAUUGAGCACAAGUGAGCAAAUCCGUACCUGGAGAGCUAUUCUGAAACGAUGUUUUGUAUAAUUCGCAAGUGUUAGUUUUUAAUUCACCUCUGUCUUUCUCUUUCUAUAGUAUCGUGUUAAACAGAGAGAGAUAGAGAUGAAUUCGAAACUCAGAAUUGCGAGAUGUGCAAAACAUUGUAACAGAAUAGGGUGUUUAAAUUAUAUGAUGUUCGGCUUGAACUCGUUAUAUUAUGUCGUGAAAAUUACCUGGACUUGACAGUUAACUAAUAAUUAAAAUAUUUAUGCUUAACUAAAAACAUGGCGAGAAUAAUGGUUUUAGGAUAGGGUUACUGGACAUUGUUUAUUAUGGCUGUACACAAACGUAUUUAAGCAGAAAGUAUAAAUGCAGAGUUAUCCCUUUCACAAUGCUUCCUGUGGAAAGAGAUAGAACUGUUUUUAGACUUGUAUCUACUAAAACUGCGAUAGAAUCGAAAAUCUCUUUCUUAUUAACUUUCGCAAUGAAGCUUGCAAACUGUAUCACACAGUAUAUGUUUGAACACAAAUAAUAUAAACUGAGCUUAAGUCUCUUUUCUAUCUACAUUAUGUAUUAAAACAACAGCUAAAUGGCUAUUUUAGUAAAAUGUCUUAUCUAAAUAACUGUGUGAACUAACUAAAUAUUUAAAAGGAGUGCAUUCUUCAAAACACUUAUGUUUAAUAUUUUAUCGCAAUUCAAACCGCCCUAUUUUCCAUACUUCUUCGUCUUCGUCACGGUAGCCCUAUCAAAGGCAUUCUUCUAACUAUGCGCAUAGCCUUAUAUGUACAAUUCACUGACAUAUUGCUGGGGUAACUAUGUGCUAUAGAUUUUGAUACAUUUAUUACAUAGUGUGCCCAAAAUGGAACGAUUCGUCUAAUAUACAGGGUGGAUAAAAAACAUACUCUCUACUAUUGAGGAAGAUUUAAACAAUGAUAUGUCAAGGCGCGGCAACUAUCACCAUCUACGUACAAACACAAAAAUACAAUAAAUAACAGUGAAAUAUAUUUGGAAAGAUGUGGAAUCAACUUUUGAAUUGAAAAUUAUUAAAAAAAAUAACCACGCUAUACCAAAAAUAUACCACUUAAUCAGUUAGUGUUGCCAGGUUCAGUGUGUUAAAUUUCGAAACAGAUAGUUGUUGUAAUCAGGACUAUAUAAUUUCCAAAACAAAUGUUUUAUUGUCCGAAAAUAUAAUUUUUAGCUAAAAAAAAUGUAAUUGUUGGGGAAUAUUGAUUUCUUUCUUUUUCUAUGGUUGUCUUUUCUGUCAAAAUUACGACAUAAAGUCCAAUAGAGUUUAGGAUCCACCGAUCAGGGGAGAAUCGGGUCGUAAGUCUAACUCUAAAUGUUUGAAAAUCGGGACUUUUCAUACAAGCUAAAGCACUUUUUAGGAUUCCCGAUUAGGGGUGAAUCGGGACGUAAAUCUAUAUACCUGAAAAUAGUGCUAUGCAAGUUGAUGUUUGGAGGAGAAUGUUUGGCACCUGGCAACACUCAUCCAUAGUUGAACAGGUUAACAAAAAAAAACAAGGCAGUUGUCGCGCAAUGUGGAGACGAAUUAAUACGAUUUACUCGUCCAUAGGUUAUAUCAACAAAUAAAACGCUAGUUAGAUGCUAGAGUUUAGACGUAAUAAAUCUGUUAUCUCAGCAAUAUGUCUAAAACAUUUGUACGAGAUAUUAUGUAAUUCAUAAAUUAUAAAUAUUGUAGUUUGUAUAUCAAUGUAUUAAGGCCUAUUUGGAUUUGCGUUGAAAUUAAAAUGUGGUACUUCAUAUUUCGCUGCAUUGACCGGGAGGUGUUGCAUUUUCGAACUUUCUGACUCUUCCAGAACAAACAAACCCUUACAAGAUUGAUAUAUAAGUAAAUUCAUCUAUUUUUCAAUAAGGGGGCAUCUUUACAAACACAUAAAACACUAUGAGUCCACAACUCGUCAUCAUGACGAUAAUUCGGUUCAAAUAACCACGCAAGUUGAAGCAUUCAAAUACUUCAAAACGUCAAAGUUAUUUGAAUCAAACAAUUGCGUUUAUUUUUAAACAAAUAUACCAAAUGAUUUUGUCGAAUUGUGUCUAGCUAUUCGAACCCAUUGAGGGACCUUAUUCAUGAGUUGGUUUUACAAACUUGCAGUAAAAAGUGGUUACAAUUCGCUCUUCAAUUGUCCUUGGUGGAUUUCUAUCGUCUUUUCUAUUCGUCCGUGCCAUCUAAGCCAAUAAUUUCUCCAGUAUUAUAUAUAAAUGUAAAAUAGGUAUUUUGCCGUAUAAUAUACUAUCGAUCUCUAUAAUUAGUUAAAUGUCCUGCUGAAGAUUUCUUGAAGACAAAACAAACACUUAGGUAAAGGUUGAAAAAUUCGAGUCAAAUGGAAUUUACAUACAUAGUUUUUAACUAAUAAAAUCUAUUGGUGUUUGUCACUGUUAUGUGUUAAUGAUUAAAGAUAAGCUCGUCAGAUAUUUGUACAGCCCAAUAUGACAGUUAACAAUAGUCUGUGUACACGUCACAUCUAGUAAUACAAAGAGAUAGUUAAACUAAUAAACUUGCACUUUGUUUUCAAUAUUUUCAUACUGUUAUUAUCGCGUUAGAGUAAACGCGAAUUUAUAAAGAACUGGAACAGUUGUGCAGUAGUGCCACUAGAUGGCGCUGUUUCAAUUCCUUGGAAAUUCGCGUUUACGUUAACGUGAUCGUCACAGUACCAAACUGCCACUAGGCCCUCUGUAUGCUACGACAAAAUCGUGCGUGCGAUACAAAAAAAAAUUCGUUUCGUUUUCGAUAGAAUCUAAACGCUUUCAUUGUCUAUCGAAUGAACACCCACAAUCCACCUGUAAAUAGACAAGUUAAAAAAAACCCAUCAUCCAUUCCUAAUGUCGUAAACCUGAUUAUUUAUAAUUAAAUUGUCUGAAUGCCAGAAAGAUUUCAACAAUUCAUAAAGAUUCGCACACUACAGACCAAUGAUGUUUGAAGAAAAAAGAGGUAGAUAGGUUAUACGCGAACCGCAAGUGGCAAAACUAUGCUAAUUAGCAAACCUGAUCUCAGUCGCCGCACUGUCAUCGCGCCGUUGACAACGCCACUGUAUUAAUUUUCGUGUGCCAGUUGUAAACAUCGAAUGUGGUUUAUGUAACCUAUCUACCUUUUAUUUCUUCUAACAUCAUUGCUACAGACAGACCGUUUUAAAACUAUCCACCGCUAACUUAUAGUAUAUAGUUUCACAGGUAACACGCGUAAAAUUAGCGCCAUAUUAAAUUAUUGUUAUAGUAAGACUGUAAUCGUUCAUCUUUGGUCAUGAUGGACGAUCAGUUAUCACAAAUUAUCACUAUCAUCUAUUUAAUACCUUAUCUUCAUAAUACUGUAUAAUACAUAUUUGUAGUAGUUGUCUUUCGUUUGCAUUGAUGUAUAAGUUUACAAAUUGUCAGAAAUAAAAAACAUUUCAAAGUGGCACGAUUUCUUUUACCUAAAUAUUGAUGUUUCUUACGUGAAAAUAUAUAGAAUGAUAACUACAAUUGAAUGUAAAUCUUAUUAUUAAUAUAUAUGCAUAAAGUUUAGGUAACUAUUAUUGAAAUGUACCUAUUUGUAUUUAUACAUUUUCGUCUUUGCCUAAGCUGUCGUUCGCAAAUUUAAAGUUUGAAUUAGAAUAAGUACAUUUCGUCGUUAUUCUAAACUAUAGAACCUACAAAAACUUAAUGGAUUUAAAACUAGGUUAAUAAAAAUAUGCUUACUCUGUUUUGGAAGGAUUCGGCUAUAAUUCAAAGAUAUUGUUUAGACGAGCAUUGACCAAUCAACAUUGGUAAUUUCCACAGCUUUUGUAUAUUUGACACGUCCUAACAUUGGCUGUGAUUGGAACUUAAUAUAGUACCUACGAUUAAUUAAAAAAAAAAGUGCAACUGUCACUGAAAUGUCAUUUUAAUGACUAGAAAUAAUAAUCUUAUGUAAGAGUAUCAUAUGUACGAUUAUUAAUUCCAGUCAGUAAAAUGACAUUUCAGUGACAGUUGCACUUGUCAUUUUACAGGAAUUAAUAAUCGUACUAUAAUGUCGAAUAGAAACACAAAUCCGUUUGUGCCUCUAUUUUGUGGUGCCGUUUUUGUAGAGCUUUUCGGGAAUCUAUAAACUUAUACAUCAAUGUUUUUUGUCCAAAAAAUCGUCACCAUUAUACUCCGCGCCACGCAACAAGUCCCGUAGACGCGGCGCUAAUGUCUUAAUGGCGCUCAUGUUCAUGUAAGGCGCUGUCAAUUUUAGUUCAGGUUUUUCACAUGCUGGAGAAGCAUUGUAUUAUGUUAUUUCUUAUGAAUGCAUUUAUUUCUGCGCCAACACUACUUCCACUUUGUACGCGUAAAAGUGAUGUAUUAAGUGUGAUUAAUAUGACUGUAUUCAAUCAUCGAUCUCCUAAUAAAAAGUGGAUGCACAAUCAGCGACCAAGAAACGUCCCCACUCAAUGUGUGCUUAACACAACUUCUUGGCACUCAAUUCAAGUAGUCGCAUUUGCAAAUUCAACCUUAAACUCAAUUCUUAAGGUUGAAUUUGCUCUGAAUUUGGGAUUUUAUUGAAUAUUGGACUAUAUUUAAAAGCCUUUAAGUAUAAUUUUCUUUACCAAUAAUUCUAAAACUGCCAAAGCAAAACUGGCCAGUUUGUAAGUGACAUUUUCUACCUGAUUGUGCGUCCUUUUAUUAUAAGAGGUCAAUGGUAUCAAUGCAUAAUUUUCAAUUUUAAUUAGUUUUUACGAUACAUUAAUAAAUUGCAUUACUAUGAUGUAAAGAAUGUACGAGUUAGCCGAACGAAUGAUGAAAUUCGAUUUUGCAAGUACAUAAUAUUGUUAGUUAUAUUUAUUUAUUUAUAUGUGAAUCACUUUAUAUUUUUUUAUGGAAAUAUUUUUUAAUUUUAGCAGCAAAAUCAUGAAUGUAUUUAAUUUUCUGAGAGGAUUUUACGAGUGUAGUAACAGUUAGUUCUAAUAUAUGAAUUUUUUGAACUUUUUUUAUGGGCGGCCGCUAUUUGAUUUUCGUCAAAGUAAUCCCCAAAGAACAUAAUUAUUUUAGAAUCAUCAUUGCGUUCACAAUAGUUCCAUUAUCAUAUUUACAAAAAACGACAUACCGAUCAACUUGAGAACCUUCUCCUUUUUGAAGUCGGUCAAAAUAGACUUGAAAUUUAUUUCAAUGCGUGCGCUUGUGUGUGUAUGUGCAUUAACGGGUAUGGGUACAUUUAAAAUAAUAAUUUUAUUAGUUGUAUUUUUAAUGUAUUAUUUGUCUUUCCAUUAAAGCUUAAUAACACUUUGCUAUUAGAAUAAAUCAUAUAUGGUUUGUUUAAUCUAGACUGAUAUUAGUAUUAAAAAUAUUAUUCUGGUUCUGAAAUCGUGCCACACUUGCUGCAUUUUUUUUUUGCAAGUUCUUUGCACAUUUUAUUGUUUCACCACCUUCUGAUAAUAGGGAUGAUGACAGUUUUUUAAAUUGACCAUGAAAUUUUAAAUUAAGAGUAUGCUAAUAGUAAAGCAAUUUUGUAGAAGUAUACAGGGUAUCUGCGAUCAUUACUUUCGGAGCUACAGGGAUUUAACGGUCAUAGCGGAUUUGGCACGGAUCGCUCCUAAACGUGUCAUACAAAAUGGCACGAAUUAAUGACGUCAUCGAUCAUGAUCGUUUAAACAAAAUGUCUUUAUUAUUUAUGCGUUUAUGAUUAUACUUCAUAGGUACAAUGAAAAAUAUCACAUUGCAUGUGAGAAAGCUAAAAUGUAUGAAUUUUCAUCUAACUACGAUAAAAUAUUUUUAAUUGUUUUGAAAAUUUUAUAAAUAAUUUAAUUUACAAACAUUCCAACAAUCUUUGUUUUCUACGUAUUAAUUAAGUAAUAUUGACCUUAUUUACCCGAAAGUCUCAUAAAAAUCAAUAUAUUCAAACUUAGUCAUCAUCCCCAUUUUUGGAUAGCCUAAAUCGGUCUUUGUCACGAUAAAGUAAGAAAGUGACGUUAAACGCUAUAGUAUAGUCUAUCCGACACUUAUUAGGUGAUGGAACAUGCCAUUAAGGGAAAUGUCAUAAAUAAUAAGUCCCAGGGCCAUUUAUUCUAAUUGAGUAUUAUUUUCAAGACUUGAUUGAUUUUCUUUGCCAUUCAAAUCGUUAUAUGUAUAAUCAUAAUAAAAGUGAAAUAAUGCCAAAUUUGGUGUUACAGUGCAAUACACAUAACAUAUUGUCAUGGUCACCCACAAAUUCCGUUGCUCUAUUUGGACACAACAUAUUAAGUAUUAAGAGGGUGUGGACAAUUUUUAGGGGGUGUUUGCACAGUUUGUUUCAACUGUGAACCCAAUUGUAGUAUCAGCAGAAUAUUUGGAAUAAAACAUUUGGAAUUAAGCCUGUACAGUUUUACACAAAUAUGAGUAGUUUAAGGAUGGAUGUGUCCUGUCCACAAUAACAAGUUAAAUUAUUAAAUCUCGAAGUGUUUGAAAAUGUUCAAAUAUGGAUGUCAAAUGGUUUUUACUUUGUGUUUUUAUCAAACCCCCCUGUAAAUUUGACUACGUGCUUUGUCGUAUCUUUACUAAUUUAUUGAAUAAGUAUGAUAAAGUAAGUAUCUUGUGUCACAUAAUGGUUAUAUAAUCUUUUAACGUAUGCAUGUAACGUAAAUUAUGUGAAAGUGUCCUUCGUCGAGAAAUUGUUUAUUGUUAUUUUAUAGUUUAUUUGCGCAACAGUGAAAUUAUGAAUGGACUGAAUGAAAGUAAACACUUAUUUAAUUUAAUAUUAAUGUGAAUUUGUGAAAACACUAUAAUAUAGUCACUUCGUUUAGCCCUAAACGCAUCCACAUUUUAUCUUAAUACUGGUACACUAAAUUAAAUCCGAGUGACUGUAUGUAUUGAUUAGCAUCUAUGUAAUACUUAUUAUAAAAUAAAAUUGAUAAGUUAUAUUUAAGCGGUAUAUAUAUGGUAUAUUUUGCUUCUGGUAAGCGAACGUGUGCAAUUUUUGUAAGAAAUUAUUCGUAAUAAAACUAUACGUACAGUGACUCGGCCAUGUUAUAAUAUUAAGUAGGUGUAGAUCUAUGUAUGUGGGAGUGACUGGACUGACCACGUUAGCGAUAAUUUGCGAAGUUGUUCAACAAAUUGAUAAAUUUUGUAUAAAUAUUUAUAACGAUAAUGUAACUGUUGAAAACAAAAUAUUGUAACAGAUGACAUAUUGUAAGGUGCUUAUGAUUACUGAUUAUCGUUAUAAUAUAAAGUUGUGCAUAUAA
Bicyclus anynana (squinting bush brown) is the source of this 9794-nucleotide messenger RNA. Its product is annotated as serine/threonine-protein phosphatase 2A 56 kDa regulatory subunit gamma isoform. NCBI's taxonomy places the organism in Eukaryota, Metazoa, Arthropoda, Insecta, Lepidoptera, Nymphalidae. Bases 239 to 1921 code for a protein of 560 amino acids. Gene Ontology annotation, cellular component: cytosol; protein phosphatase type 2A complex; nucleus. The transcript has 11 exons. Gene Ontology annotation, molecular function: protein phosphatase activator activity. The record is from RefSeq and is a predicted model, not a curated record. Gene Ontology annotation, biological process: signal transduction; protein dephosphorylation.